Molecule: messenger RNA, 3771 nt
Organism: Schistosoma mattheei
Lineage: Eukaryota; Metazoa; Platyhelminthes; Trematoda; Strigeidida; Schistosomatidae
Source: the annotation of a GenBank genome assembly
AUGCGUGCCUGUGGCGAGCUAAAACUAUUUUCCGUUGUAGGCCGUAAGCUCCCAACACCUAAAGAGCCGAAGCCUGUACCUUACAGAAUGCGGAUAUUCGCUCCGAACUCGGUUGUAGCCAAAUCACGUUUCUGGUAUUUCAUCAGGAAGCUAAAAAAAAUGAAGAAAGGUAGCGGUGAGAUUAUUUCUUGUGAAAGAAUACACCCAAGAAAGCCACUAAUGGUCAAAAAUUUUGGGAUUUGGCUGAGAUAUGAUAGUCGUUCUGGGACGCAUAAUAUGUACAAGGAAUAUCGCGCAUUGACAGAGGAGAAUGCCGUCACUCAAUUAUACCGCGAAAUGGGUGCUCGUCAUCGUGCUCGAGCAGAGUCUAUCCAAGUGAUUAAAGUGGAGUCGAUACCAGCAUCUAAAUGCCGUCGUCCAUGUUGGAUAUUGGAAGGCCUGUACAACCUUGAGAGUGGCAGCAAUUUGAUUAACUUUGACAUUUGCUUGUCGUUUGGUUGCUUCUCCGAGGCUGACAUGAAAAAUCCAAUCGAUUUAAAAACUGAAGCUAAUGAGCUUUUUAAAAAAGGGCUAUACCGAGAAGCUAUUGGCUUAUAUGAGGAAUGCCUUGGUUUAUGUGGGGUUGAUAAGAGUAUGAAAUUGGUGUUACAACGCAACAAAGCCCAGUGUUUUCUAAACCUGAGAAACUUUAGUGACGCCCUGACGGCUGCCCUGGAAGCUCUCAGUAUCUCUCCUGGUGAUCCAAAGGCGCUCUAUCGUUGUGCACAAGCAUAUGAAGGUAAAGGAAUGUUAAAAGAAGCUUUAGAAACUGGAAGAAGGCUUAUUCUAGUUGACCCUAAGAAUAAAGCAGCUCAGAAUCUGACUCACAAACUGGAAACUUCAGUUGCUUCGUACGUCGCAGAAUCUGAAAGCCUUACAGGGAAACUAAACAAGAUGUUCGACAUCGUGAAUGACAACUCCAGCUCUGCCGAUCAAAUAGAACAGGCUAUAGUUAAUUUAUCUAUCUUGAUAAAAGAAAACCCUAAAGUUGCAAGUUCACUGAUCUGGACAAAUCCUAGUUUGUCGAAGAUUUAUUCCGUUUGCCGGAACUUUAAUCAUAAGUUGACUAUUGCUUGUCAUCGUUUGUUGGCUCAGCUUGUGGAAAAUGAGCGAGAUCGGGGUCUUACUGUUUUACAUGAACUUACACCACAGUAUUUUGUAAACGGGAUAUUUUCACGUAAUCCUGACCAUUCGCUGGAACGAUGUCGAUUUUUAAAUGCUAUAUUGGAAUCACUUACUCAGUUGAAAGCUUACCAUUGUGCUAAAGAAGCUGCAAGCGUUCGUGAGGAGACUGAAAGUAAAAAAGUCGCACCAUGUUCUUACCCGAAAUACAAGAUUGACUCUACAGUUGAAAAGCCAGUGGAGGAAAUUUUAACAAGUCUUCUUCGAUCUGUAAAUAGCUAUCGGUUAUGCCCCAAAACUCGAGACUAUAUUUUGGAAAUAUUGGUUAGAUAUGUACCAUCUGAUAAAGGUAUUGGAUGGUCACAGAAAAUUUUUAAAAUAGAAGGUGUUAUCGAUUCAUUACUAGAGAUAGCUUGUGCAAGUGGAAUAACUUCAUUAAAAAAUUGGCGUUCAUCUCGUAUUAAUAAACAUACCAAUAAAGAACUAAUUUCUAAUAAACAUGGAAUAUCAUGUCAAAAUUCACCAGAUGGAAUUCGUUUAGCUACUACAAGUGAUACACGCAUGACUGUAGCUUGUUUAUUAGCUAAGAUAUGGGAUGAUUUAACUUCAGACAAAAGUCGAGAUGAAUACACUAAAAUAUGCAAAGAUUUUAUCAUUGAAUUAUUCGCUGAUAACUAUAUAGAAAGUAAGGUUGAAGCUGCCUCAGUUAUUGGUACAUUAUUCCUCGGACCUUAUGAAGUUGGAUCAGGAAUAAUUUCUCAAGAAGGGAAUAAACUUUAUCAGACAGUUGCAUUAGAUACAAUUGUAAUUGCCACACAUAAGAAACAACAAUGUUUAAGUAUAAUUUCUAAAGCUGUCCCUUUAUUACAAUCAUUGUAUAAAAGUGAAAAUGAUGGUACUAGAAUUCGAGCACUUGUUGCUUUAUGUAAACUUGGUGCCGCUGGUGGUACAGAUGCUAGUGUGAAAAGUCUCACAGAAGGCUCUAAUCUACUUCUUCUCAAAGCAUGUCGUCGGCUAUUAUUGGGUAAACGACAACCAGAUCCUGAUGUAGAUGAUAUUUCUGCAAAUAAAUCAGCCGAUGUUCAUUUUAAUUCUGAAGGAGAAGUUGUUGUAGAUGAGAAUGAUGACGAUGAUGAUGAUGAAAUUCGAAUUGAAGACGUAUCAGCUAGUCAACCAGUGGAGAAAAAAAAGGAUAACAAACCUGUAAAUGGUUCUACUGCUAGUACUAUUCAUUUCGAUGAUUUAGAUUCUGCUCAUUGGGCUGUUGAAGGUAUGGCUUAUAUAACAAUGAAUGCAGAUGUUAAAGAGGAAAUAAUUAACGAUGGUCAUUUAGUGUCAGCUUUAUUACGUUUUGCUGAACAUUGUCAAAAAGAUUCAUCAUUUGCUUUAUGCAGUGUUUUAGCUCAUUUAACGAAUAGUUUUGAACGUCAACAAAUUGAACCUGAAAUCCUUGAAUUAGCGAAAUUUUCUAAACAACAUAUUCCAGAAGAUCAUCCAUACGACUCAGAUGCAUAUAUUCAAGAACGUCGUCAAAAAUUAAUCAAUAUGGGUUUAGCUUCUUCAUUAUAUCAGUUGACAAUGCGUAUAGCUACUGCUUUGGUCGGAACAAAUCAGGGUUUGUUCGAACUAAUUUCUCGCAUUUAUUUAGCCUGUUCCGAAUUAGUUGAAUGUCGUGGUAAACUUGUACAAGGUGGUUCUGGGAAAGCUCUUCUUAAAUUAUCAAAGAGUGCUUUGAAUACCGAUACAGGUAAAACGUUAGCUUCUCAAGCUCUUGCUCGUUUAACUAUCACUGCAGAUCCACGUGUAACAUUUCCAGGACAAAAGUCAUUGGAACUUGUUCGCCCACUGCUUCAUUUAAUUCAUGCAGAUUGUAAUGCAUUACAAAAUUUUGAAGGUCUAUUGGCUUUGACAAAUUUAGCUUCAUUGGGAGAUACACAUCGUUAUCGUAUCAUGGCAGAACAUGGAUUACCGUUAAUUGAUCACUGUCUUUUUGAAGAUCAUCCAAUGAUCAGGAGAGCUGCAACAGAAUGUGUAGCUAAUUUAGCUCAAUCUCAUGGCUUUGUUAUAUCUUCCGGUGGUACUAUUCCUUUGGAUGAUACAGAUUUAGCUAAGAAAUUAUCAUAUCUUACAUGUCCUACAGAACGUGUAAAAUUGCUAGUUUUAUAUUGUGGAGAACUAGAUGAUUUACUUCUUGUACGUGCAGCUUCUGGAGCUUUGGCCAGUAUGUCAUAUGAUCCAGGAAUUAUACGGAAAAUUACUAAUGUCUCCUCAUGGUUUGAGAUUAUUCAAACACUAGCUGGGCACUUUUCAUGCGCGUUACAACAUCGAGCCGCUCAUAUCUUGCAAAACUUUGUUCUACAUGGUGAACGAUCUCUUGGUGAAUACUUCUGCAAAUCAAACAUGUUUGAAGUUCUAUUAUCAUUGAGUCUAUUGCCAGAUAUCGAUCCGGCGGAUCAAGUGCUACUGGAUGUUAAACCUUUGUAUCCCGGGUGCAGUGAUGGACGUAUUCGGGAAUUAGAACAAAAAGAUCGUGAGAGCACAAGGGAAUGUUCUAAAAAAGCUUUAGAACGUUUAAAAGAACAUGGACUUGUGCAGAAAAUUCCGAACUAA